Molecule: messenger RNA, 975 nt
Organism: Quercus robur (English oak)
Lineage: Eukaryota; Viridiplantae; Streptophyta; Magnoliopsida; Fagales; Fagaceae
Exons: 1
Coding region: 1-975 (324 amino acids)
Molecular function (GO): catalytic activity
Source: RefSeq, a predicted model, not a curated record
AUGGAUAUCUUAUUUUGGAACUGUAGAGGGGCUUUGAACCCCCGUUUUCAUAGUGUUUUGGCUGAUUUGAUCAAUGCCCAUUCCCCUUCCAUUGUGAUCAUAACUGAAACAAGGAUUGGUGGAACUAGAGCAAAGGAAAUUACGGACAGGCUCCCGUUUGAUAGAGCAAUCCAUUCUGACACUAUUGGCUACUCCGGCGGUAUCUGGGUAUUAUGGAACUCUGAUGGUGUGGAGGUUACGCUUUUGGCGAAAACUGAACAGGAGAUUCAUGUGGUAGUCAAGGUACGCUCUUUAAACUUUACCUGGCUCCUUUCUUCUAUUUAUGCAAGUCCUAGGCUAGAGGAAAGAAAAUUACUUUGGAAUAAUUUAUCUGCUGUUGCAUCUCUUCAUCAACUGCCUUGGCUUAUGUUGGGUGAUUUUAAUGAGCUCCUUUCCAAACAUGAUAAACUUGGAGGAAACCCCCUUAAUCCUAGGCGUGUCCAAUUAUUUAAGGAGUGUCUGGACUCCUGUAGUAUGGUUGAUUUGGGUUUUCAUGGACCAAAUUAUACCUGGGUUAACAAAAGGGAUGUGGGACAGUUUAUUCAAGAGAGAUUGAACAGGGGCUUUGCCAACCCCCUGUGGAGUGAUCUCUACCCGGAAGCUACUAUACAUCAUUUAGCCCGCACUCACUCUGACCAUUGUCCUGUCUUGUUGAAGCUUGAUAAUACCCCUACCUCCAAGCUGACCAGACCGUUUAGGUUUCAACCAAUGUGGAUGUCCCAUCCUCUUUUCCCGAAUAUUGUGAAGGACUCGUGGGCUGAUGACUUACGCCUUAAACCAAAUGUGGAUAAAUUUACAGCUGAUGUCAAGAUUUGGAACAAGGAAGUUUUUGGUAAUCUUUUUCAUAGGAAGAAAAGGGUGGAAGCUAGAUUGAGGGGUGUCCAAGCUAGCUUAGCCACUUGCCUUAGGGAUCACCUCCUGGUUCUUGAUGCUUAG